Molecule: messenger RNA, 1749 nt
Organism: Nicrophorus vespilloides
Lineage: Eukaryota; Metazoa; Arthropoda; Insecta; Coleoptera; Silphidae
Product: cytochrome P450 4g15-like
Exons: 10
Coding region: 232-1713 (493 amino acids)
Molecular function (GO): monooxygenase activity; oxidoreductase activity, acting on paired donors, with incorporation or reduction of molecular oxygen; iron ion binding
Source: RefSeq, a predicted model, not a curated record
CUGUUGCAUUUGCAUUAGUCUUUAGAAAUAAAAAAAAAACUGUAUUUCAACCAUUAUAUUUCGAAAUAGCGUAUGGUAGGCGCAAUUAAGCGUACGUUAUUAUCAAGGAACAAAGAUAAAAUUAUCUAUUAAAAGCAGUUAAUUGCAAGUGGUUUAUCGGAAGCGUUAAAAAUAGCGGCCUGGACAAUUAGAGUUUACUUUUUCGUUUAAAGACAAAAAAUAAGCCUCACGAUGCUUUCGCUAAUCCUGAUCUGGGUACUGAUCGUGAUGAUCUGUUACCAGUAUCGUCGAAGGAACAUCGUUUUACUAGGAAGCAAAUUGCCCGGCCCCAAGGGCCAUCCGAUUAUAGGACACGCACUCAUGUUUUACGGAAAACCAGAGAAAGCGUUCAAAAAAUUCAACCAGCUGAGUAAGCAGUUCAAGGAGAUUAUAGCGUUAUGGAUAGGGCCUCAACUGCACGUGGUGAUACUCUGCGCCAAAUACACUGAAAUCAUCUUGAAGAAUUCUAGAAGCACCGUGAAAUCCGAAGAGUAUCAGUUCUUAAAGUCGUGGUUAGGUGACAGUAUAUUAAUAAGCGAAGGCGCUAAGUUUAGAAGAAAUAAGAAACUUUUGACACCCAGUUUCCAUGUGCUCAAUUUGAAGCAAUACACGCACGUUUUUGGGGAGUACGCGCAAAAGUUGAAUUGCGAUUUGGAGGAGAAAGCGAACGGAGAGGAAUUUGAUAUUCAUCCAUUCUUGAGUCUAACUACUAUGUACGUUCUAUUAGAGACUUCUUUAGGUGUUAAAACUGAAACUUUGGGAGUCGAUGCCUUGGAUUAUGCAGAAGCUGUAGAAAGAUUAGGCCGUUGUGCCCAUCAGAGAGUCUACAAAGUGUGGUUGAGAUUCAACGCGAUUUUCCGCUUCUCGAAGCUACGACAGACGCAAGAGAAAUAUCUGAAAGUGGUGCAUCCUUUAACUGAAAGAGUUAUAGCGGAGCGGAAGAAAUCCUAUCUGAAUGGUGAUUCCGAUGAAAGAUCCUGGCCGCUAUUUAUCGACGGCUUCUUCAAGGCGCGAGACGAGCAAGGACAAGGAUUGAGCGAUCAGGAAAUCAAAGAUGAAGUCAUGACAAUGAUGUUCGCAGGUCAGGACACGACUACCGUCUCCGUUGGAUUCGCACUCAGUUUACUCGGUCUAAAUCCGGAUAUACAGGAUAAGCUCGUGAUGGAGAUCGAUAAAGUAUUUGGGGAUUCCGAGCGGGCCCUUGACUACGAGGAUUGCAAGAAUCUGCCGUACAUGGAGCAAGUGAUUCAAGAAACGUGGAGACUUUACCCGCCGAUUCCCCUGAUGGGAAAGAUGCCCACCGAGGAUAUUCAAUUAGAUGAGUACACGUUGCCGAAGGGCUGUACGAUUGCGGUGAUGAUCAUGAAGGUGCACAGGGAUCCCAGUCAGUACCCGAGGCCGAACGUCUUCGAUCCCGACAAUUUCCUGCCGGAGAGGAUCAAGCAGAGGAGCCCAUACAGCUUCAUACCUUUUUCGGCUGGGCACAGAACAUGCAUCGGACAACGAUAUGCUAUGUUACUGAUAAAAGUAUUGCUUGCAAACAUCCUGAGAAGAUACACGGUGACUUCUACAGUACCAAUGAAGGAAUUCCAAUUAGCAGCGCAGACAACUUUGAAAAGAAAAGAUGGCUUCAGGAUCAGACUUCGCAAACGACAUAUUGAAACGAUUCAUUAAUUCGAAAUGCAUAAAUGUUAAUGCUUUCCUUUUGAU